Monomorium pharaonis (pharaoh ant) is the source of this 781-nucleotide messenger RNA. Its product is annotated as U6 snRNA-associated Sm-like protein LSm2. Lineage: Eukaryota; Metazoa; Arthropoda; Insecta; Hymenoptera; Formicidae. Gene Ontology annotation, cellular component: P-body; catalytic step 2 spliceosome; U6 snRNP. Gene Ontology annotation, biological process: mRNA splicing, via spliceosome. The coding region runs from base 276 to 566 and encodes 96 amino acids. Gene Ontology annotation, molecular function: RNA binding. The record is from RefSeq and is a predicted model, not a curated record. The transcript has 4 exons.
UCAAAACAUCCAACAAAUAUAUGGUGAGAGAGGAGCUUCUGGUUUUCUAUUGCGUAUGUGAAUGCGCCCUAAAGAUAUCAGGUGCAAGUGAAACUACCGUACCGACGGAUUGUUAAAUGUGGUUAAAUGCUAUAGAGCCAUAGAGGAUUAAUUUCGGCGUUGUGGCUAUGAUAGGUUAUAGUUUUGCCGCCGGGAUUGAUUUAUAACGCGUUUAUCACUGUAAAUAAUUGUAAACUACCAUAUACGAUCACCGUAAUCUCUCACAAAUUGUGGUCAUGCUGUUCUACUCCUUUUUUAAAUCCUUGAUCGGAAAGGACGUGGUGGUCGAAUUGAAAAACGACCUCAGCAUUUGCGGCACGUUGUAUUCCGUUGAUCAAUAUCUAAAUAUAAAAUUAGCUGACAUUAGUGUAACGGAUUCGGAGAAGUAUCCACAUAUGUUAUCGGUAAAGAAUUGCUUUAUCCGUGGAUCUGUGGUACGAUAUGUACAACUUCCAGUAGAUGAAGUAGACAUCCAUCUAUUAACUGAAGCGGCGCGAAGAGAAGCGAUGAAUGCUCAAGCAAGAUAGUUUGUAGUUUUCUUAAAUGUAUUACUUAUAUUAAGAAUUAAUUUCCUUUCUUUGGUAAUUACAUAAAUUUCGUAUUUAGUAUAGGAAUAAUAAUAUAUGGGGAGAAUCACACAUUUUGCACUAUUCAAGUUUUUUUUAAAAAUGAAUAAUACUAUAACGUUUUUCAAUAUAUAUUUUUAUUCAGUUAUUUUAAAAUAAAAAAUAUUUGUAACAAA